UCUUGUGCGCCGGUCAAUGAAAUUUGUCGAAAUAGCGUUAGUGUUAGUGCUUGGUAACCGAAAUCACUUUUUGUGAAGAUUUAAGGGUUCAAGAGGAUUUGCUGUGGCCGAGCUAUCUUUAAUUAUUGUUCUUUUUGGUUCAGGAGGAUUUGCUGUGGCCGAGCUAUCUUUAAUUACCUAUUGUUCUUUUCGGUAAAUACCGUACCUGGCGUGAUGCAAGUCUCUACACCUAGAAAGGUAAAUGCCUUAUCUGUGGCGAUCCAAGUCUCUACACCUAGAAAGAUGGAGUAAGUUUCUACCAGAGUUUCUACCUCAUCGUAUACCUAUCUCCAAGGUUACACGCGAAUAUUCGUGCCUUCAGAGAUGCCUUUGGAGAAGUGAUAGCGGUCAUACGGAUACGAUCUACCAGCAAAUCGAUCUUUGGAGUCACCGUGGUGGAAUACACGAGUUGAUAGGAAAUAAAAAUGGGAAGUAAUACAGUUGACAAAGCGUUAACAAUGCUUCGCUCCUUACCCCGUGUCUGUUUAAAGAACAUUCGAGACAAUCCCGGUUCUAAAAUAACACAGAAAAGGGGUCGCGGACAACACGGCGGUGAUAAACACGGUGCUGGAAAUAAAGGAUCCGGCCAACGACAGAAUUACAUGCGGCUUGGCUACGAAACGGGAAACCGUCCGUUCUAUCUCCGUUUCGGAUUCGAACCGUACUACAAAGGUCACCAUCUAAGAAGACAAUAUCCGCCGGUUUCGUUGCUACAACUCCAAACGAUGGUGGACACAAACCGAGUUGACGUCUCCAAACCGAUCGAUUUAGUCACACUUUGUAACACCGGGUUAUACAGAAUAUUCCCCGAUCAACACCAGUUCGGAAUUAAUCUCACAGAUGAAGGCGCCGACAUCUUCCAGGCGAAGGUCAACAUCGAAGUGCAAUGGGCGAGCGAGCUUGUCAUUGCCGCCGUGGAACGGGCUGGCGGUGUUAUAACGACGGCGUAUUACGACAUGCAUAGUCUACAGUGCAUGAUUAAUCCCCAGAAGUUCUUCGAAAGAGGCAUACCAAUUCCACGUCGCAUGGUACCUCCCACCGAUGCAGCUGACUACUACGCCGAUGCCGCAAAGAGGGGAUACUUGGCAGAUCCAGAGAAGGUCUCCGAAGAACGACUGGUGCUCGCCCAAAAGUACGGGUAUAACUUACCUGUUAUAGAAAACGACCCCGACUACCCCAUGCUCACCGAAAGAAAGGACCCCAGGCAGAUAUUCUUCGGAUUAAAUCCCGGUUGGGUGGUCAAUCUGAAGGAUAAGGUGAUUUUGAAACCCUUAGAAGAAGAAUUAUUACAAUAUUAUAAUAGUUAAUGUAAUCCACUGUAUCUUGUUUAAAAUAAUUAAAUACCGUUUUAAAUGUC
Molecule: messenger RNA, 1396 nt
Organism: Photinus pyralis (common eastern firefly)
Lineage: Eukaryota; Metazoa; Arthropoda; Insecta; Coleoptera; Lampyridae
Gene: mRpL15
Product: 39S ribosomal protein L15, mitochondrial
Exons: 11
Coding region: 465-1346 (293 amino acids)
Biological process (GO): translation
Cellular component (GO): mitochondrial large ribosomal subunit
Molecular function (GO): structural constituent of ribosome
Source: RefSeq, a predicted model, not a curated record